This is a messenger RNA of Siniperca chuatsi (mandarin fish), 3399 nucleotides long. It is a transcript of the gene tbx15, whose product is annotated as T-box transcription factor 15. Gene Ontology annotation, molecular function: DNA-binding transcription factor activity, RNA polymerase II-specific; RNA polymerase II cis-regulatory region sequence-specific DNA binding. Bases 713 to 2242 code for a protein of 509 amino acids. The transcript has 9 exons. Gene Ontology annotation, cellular component: nucleus. NCBI's taxonomy places the organism in Eukaryota, Metazoa, Chordata, Actinopteri, Centrarchiformes, Sinipercidae. Gene Ontology annotation, biological process: positive regulation of DNA-templated transcription; cell fate specification; regulation of transcription by RNA polymerase II. The record is from RefSeq and is a predicted model, not a curated record.
CUGUCGGGUGACACAAUGAAGCUGUAAUGUGACUUUUCCUACAAUCCCCGCUAAUGAUGGAAUCAGCGGCUCAAACACGCUUGGUGAACAGACAGAUAUUAAAGUGACUUUGGGAUGUUCGCCAUGAGGUGAGGGCCUCGUGAAGUGAAGCUGCAGGAUCUGGGUGUCAAAGAGAGGAGCCAUCAGAACUGGCUACAUUAUGGAGUCAGUUCAUUUGGCUGCUGCAGUCCGGAUGACGGUUCCUCUUCCAGGACGCGCGUCUCCCUCCGCUGCCAUUGGACGAAACACUUUGUCUCGGUGUCUUUCCUAACUUCUCAUUGGAUGCGCGGGUUUGACAGGGAGCAGGAAGGCCGCCCCUCUGCGCCUGGAAAAAAACUCCUCCAGAAGUGAGUAUCAAUCAGCGAGAAGUUAGGGGGACAGAAAGAGAAAAAGAGAGACGCGGAGUGGAAGGACGGAGAGACGCGCAAAGCGGCAGACCGCAUCAAAACUAUCAAUCCUCCCGGACUCGAUCUCAUGCACAGCCAGGAUGGCACAGUCUGCCUUCAAAAGUUUGACGCGGCGUUUCUAGUCACAGUUGGGAUUACUUUGGACAUUUGACUCGGAGGCGAGUCCCGGCUCGGACGGAGAGGGUCUGGCCGAAAGGACGUCGUGCUCCUUCGGCUCACCUGACGACCUGGCUCCCGGCCCCUGUGAACCGUCGCCCCCGGCCUCCAUGGAAGAGAUCCAGGUGGAGCUGCAAUGCGCAGACUUGUGGAAGCGCUUCCAUGACAUCGGCACGGAGAUGAUCAUCACCAAGGCGGGCAGGAGGAUGUUUCCUGCCAUGCGAGUAAAGAUAGCAGGUCUGGACCCUCAUCAGCAGUAUUACAUCGCCAUGGACAUCGUGCCUGUGGACAACAAGAGAUACAGGUAUGUGUACCACAGCUCCAAGUGGAUGGUGGCAGGAAACGCUGAUUCCCCGGUGCCUCCGCGGGCUUACAUCCACCCGGACUCUCUGGCCUCAGGAGACACCUGGAUGAGGCAGGUAGUCAGUUUCGACAAGCUCAAACUCACCAACAACGAGCUGGACGACCAGGGACACGUCAUCCUCCACUCCAUGCACAAGUAUCAGCCUCGUGUUCAUGUCAUUAGGAAGGACUUCAGCAGCGAACUGUCUCCCAACAAACCAGUGCCGAGCGGUGAAGGAGUAAAGACCUUCAGCUUCCCUGAGACCGUCUUCACCACCGUCACCGCCUACCAGAACCAACAGAUCACCAGACUAAAGAUCGACCGCAACCCGUUUGCCAAAGGAUUCCGGGACUCUGGCAGAAACAGGACUGGCCUGGAGGCGAUCAUGGAGACCUAUGCUUUCUGGAGACCUCCUGUGAGGACCCUCACCUUUGAAGACUUCACCCAUAUGCAGAAACAGCAAGGUGGAAGCACAGGCACUUCUCCUACCACCUCCAGCACGGGAACCCCCUCCCCUUCUGGUGCGGCACACCUCCUGUCUCCCUCCUGUUCCCCUCCAACCUUCCACCUUUCCCCCAACACCUUUAAUGUGGGCUGCAGGGAAAGUCAGCUCUGCAACCUGGGCCUAUCCGAGUACCCGGCCUGCGCUCGCAGCAACAUGGCAGCCCUGCAGGGCUAUGGCGGUCUGGCCGACAGUUCUUACGGACGCCUCCAGGCUGCAGGGGGCUCUGUGGCCUCUGCUCAGCCCUCUGAAUCCUUCCUGCCACAGAGGACUUCCUCCUUGAUUGCUGCUGGCAUGCAGGGCAGCGCUCAUGCCUCCCUGACCGGCGGCGGUAGUGGCAGCGGCACUGGAGGCAAGAUGGAUGCCUACAGCGGUCAACUCGGAUCCUUCCCAGCCUCGCAGCUUCAGUACGUGAUGCAGGCCGGAGGUAGCUCCAGCUCUGCCUCAUCUUCUUCAUCCGGAUCCUCCCCUUCCUCCGCCCACAUGUUCAGCGGGAGCCACCACCACGUGCAGCAGGGCUCCUACAACGCUUUCUCCCUGCACAACCCUUACAACCUGUACGGAUACAACUUCCCCACCUCUCCUCGCUUGGCCGCCAGCCCUGAGAAGCCCCAGGGAGGUUUGCUUUGCUCCUCGUCUCCUGCCGGGGCCUUCGCUGAACGCCAGUACCUGUCCAAUGGAAGCAUGGACACUAUGCACAUGAUCGGCAACACCACCAGUGGCCAGCAGGGCAGCAGCUCCUGUGAUGGACGUCAAUAUGGCUCCUCCUCUCAGAUGUCCAUGCACAUGGUGUAGAAACUGGGAUCACAGUCCUACAUGUUUCUAAAGUUUUUCAGCUGAAAAGCAAAUUUCUAAUUUCUGAACCCGGUUUGGUGUUGAUGUUGAACCGGUGUUUUUACAUGAAGCGUUAAUGUACUGAGGUACAAAACAAACCUUUCAGAAAAGGAUAUCAUCUCAUGUUUUUGUUUUUGAAGACACUCCACCACUUACAAAGCAUUAUAGAGGGAGUAAAAACUAUUAUUUAAUUAUCUUUGUAUUAAUAAAGUGAAAAUUGGGACAGCAACCUAACUCUCUUACUGUUUCUGACAGGAAAGAAACAACAAACUCACAUUGUAAUAAGAAGGAGAGGUAGGAGGCCACAUGCUCUGGUUCAGAAGGGAUUAUCAGUUGUGAAGCUGUUAUGGUGCAAUAGUAGCAACACUCUUUUCAAGUGACUCAUUCUUGAUUUUUUUGGGACUCAAAGGCCAUCCUGUCAUGACAUCAAGUAACCAAAGAAUCUUCACUGUGAUCCAGAAGUUUUUACUUCACGCAGCACUUGUGCCAUAUCGUUUUAGAAAUGUCAAGGGGUCAGUGGUUCGCCGUCAUGGUCUGGAAUGAAAGAGACAACUGGACAAGAUUACUGAAUGACUCACUGCUCCACAUACAUGCAGGAGAUGAGGUAUCUGGACGCUGUGGUGGCCAGAUGAUGUGCCAAACAGGGUGAACACGCGGACGUAGUUAAGUCAAAGAACUGUACGUUGGGUUAACUGAGGAAAUCAGUCUUCAUCCUAAAAACUCCCAGCAGGUGUACAUGAGAGUUCAGGACUCCACCACACAACUUCAUCAACCUGUUAUCCUCAUAGACUGGAAUGGCUUCACUAUUUUUGAGUGGAUUAUGUUUUUAAGCAUACAUAUAAGAUGGCGAAUGCAAUCAAUAACAUAAGCUUAAAAGUUGUUGUGUGAAAAGUUAUAAAAGAAGAAAUAGCAAAACAGAUUAAUUAAAGUAUGUUUUGGUGUGUUGUAGAGAUGUGUAUUUAAGUGCUGAGCAAUAUAGCAAUUUUACAGGCCAAUCUGUUAUAAAAAUGUGUGAAAAAAGGGAAAUAGCAAAGUAAUUCUUUUUUGAGGCAUUUUUAAAAAAUGUAAAUACAGGUGCCAAGCACGUAAAAAGCUCAAUAAACGUUUUAAUUCAUGUA